Messenger RNA from Diospyros lotus (date-plum), 1263 nucleotides. Its product is annotated as oxygen-evolving enhancer protein 1, chloroplastic. The transcript has 2 exons. Gene Ontology annotation, cellular component: photosystem II oxygen evolving complex. Bases 102 to 1091 code for a protein of 329 amino acids. The record is from RefSeq and is a predicted model, not a curated record. NCBI's taxonomy places the organism in Eukaryota, Viridiplantae, Streptophyta, Magnoliopsida, Ericales, Ebenaceae. Gene Ontology annotation, biological process: photosystem II assembly; photosystem II stabilization. Gene Ontology annotation, molecular function: oxygen evolving activity.
AAAUACUCUGUCCACACACUCUAUUUCCUACCACCAUACUAUAGUGCUGGCGAGAGGUUUGAAUUUUCAUAGAGGAAGAGAAGGAAACAGAGCAAGCAACAAUGGCAGCCUCAUUACAAGCAGCGGCCACCCUCAUGGUGGGAGGCGUUCAGGGCCGGAGCAGCCUGCAGCUGAGGUCUUCUCAGGGCGUGUGCAAGGCCUUUGGCGUCGAACAAGGCGCUGCCAGAUUGAGCUGCUCUCUCCAGAGUGAUCUCAAGGACUUGGCUCACAGAUUUGCUGAUGCCGCCAAGCUUGCUGGCUUUGCUCUUGCCACUUCUGCACUCGUCGUCUCGGGUGCAAGUGCUGAGGGAGUCCCAAAAAGGCUUACCUAUGACGAAAUCCAGAGCAAGACAUACCUAGAAGUAAAAGGAACUGGAACUGCCAAUCAGUGCCCAACCAUUGAAGGUGGUCUGGACAGCUUUGCCUUCAAGCCUGGCAAAUACAACAUGAAGAAGCUCUGCUUGGAACCCACGUCAUUCACUGUCAAGGCCGAGGGUGUGGGCAAGAACGCCCCACCAGAGUUCCAAAAGACCAAGCUCAUGACCCGCUUGACUUACACCCUCGAUGAGAUUGAGGGACCCUUCGAAUUGUCUCCCAAUGGGACGGUGAAGUUUGAGGAGAAAGAUGGAAUUGACUAUGCUGCCGUCACUGUUCAGCUCCCUGGUGGUGAGCGUGUGCCCUUCCUCUUCACCAUCAAACAGCUGGUGGCAUCCGGCAAGCCAGAGAGCUUUGGUGGAGAAUUUCUGGUGCCAUCAUACAGAGGGUCAUCUUUCUUGGACCCGAAGGGAAGGGGUGGGUCUACCGGCUAUGACAAUGCGGUUGCACUUCCAGCCGGAGGCAGAGGGGACGAAGAAGAACUUACGAAGGAGAACAUAAAGAACACUGCAUCGUCUACCGGGAAAAUCACCCUGAGUGUUACCAAGAGCAAGCCUGAAAGUGGGGAGGUGAUCGGAGUGUUUGAGAGCAUUCAGCCUUCUGACACUGAUUUGGGGGCUAAGACUCCAAAGGAUGUAAAGAUCCAAGGCAUAUGGUAUGCUCAACUUGACUCAUAGAGCUUUGAAGGGAAAAUAUUCAUGUAAUUAUCCUUGGAUUGGAUUUUGUGACAAGUUAUUCAAGUCUUCCUAAACUGAAAUCAUGGGCCUCUUGGAAAAUUGUUUGAGCUUACUGUUGUGUUGGUAUAUUAUCAUGGCUCUUCUUAAUUGCAAUAAUGUUACUAGAUUUCAA